Molecule: messenger RNA, 1410 nt
Organism: Exaiptasia diaphana
Lineage: Eukaryota; Metazoa; Cnidaria; Anthozoa; Actiniaria; Aiptasiidae
Exons: 2
Coding region: 1-1410 (469 amino acids)
Molecular function (GO): zinc ion binding; nucleic acid binding
Source: RefSeq, a predicted model, not a curated record
AUGGCGGGCAGUACAGGCUUGCUAAAAGGUCCAACGAUGGACUGGUCUUCWAACGAAGGGCUUUACAGCCGAUAUAAACUAUGGAAACAGCAGUGUGAACUACUUUUCACCGGUCCCUUGGUCAAAGUUGAAGAAAAAAUACAAUGUAAAUACCUCAUGUACUGGGCUGGUGAGCGUGGACUCGAGCUCUUCAACAGUUGGGGUCUAUCGGCGGACGCUGAAAAAUCUCUUAAAUCGUACUGGACCAACUUCGAAAACGCUCUUAAACCACAGUCAAACGAGCUUAUGUCGGCGUGGGAGUUGCACGAACUUAAACAAGGAACUAUGUCAAUAGAGGAAUUCAUAACCAAAAUAAGGAACCACAUCAAGGAAGCAAACUACCCAGCAGACCUACACGAGAGGUUUCUACGUGAUCACUUCGUCUUUGGAAUAAACUCAAGUCGUGUCAGGAAAGAAUGCCUGAAAGAGGGGAACAGCCUCACGUUUAACCGUGCGAAGGACUUAGCAAAAUCGGAAGAGUCUGCCGAGAGACAACUGAAGAUUAUGGGUCAAGGUGAGGUACACACAAUACGCAAACACGGAAAGCAAGGUAAGCCCGUUGUAUCUCAAUAUAAAGCAGAAAAGUCUACUCAGCCAACAUUUCAUAGACAAUCUUCUGACAAAGAAACUGUGCACAGUACAUGUCUGGGUUGUGGCAAAAAUACACACCCACGUAGUAAAUGUCCUGCAAAGGAUGUUACUUGCCAUUAUUGCCAUAGAAAAGGCCACUAUGCCAAGGUGUGCAUGAAGAAAAACAAGAAAGUCAAUGAAUUAGCAGCUGAGUUACCUGAUAAUAUUGAUGAUGUUUUGUUCUUGGGUCCUGUAACAACCACACCCACCAACUAUGAUAACAUUAACAUGAUAGCCUCUAAAGAGAAAGCACUACUCGAAGUGAAAAUUUCAGCCAGUGAGAAGGGGGUACAAAACCAAGUUGUAUGCAAAAUAGACUCUGGGGCGGAAACUAAUAUUCUUCCCAGGUCCCUAUACGACAAACUACAACCACAUCCUAGCCUUAGGAAGUCCACAGUGAAACUAUCUGCAUAUGGGGGGACCAAUAUCCCUACAGUGGGUUCAUGUGACGUCUAUGUACAAGCCCCUGCUAGCCCAAAACCCCAUCGGAUCAAAGUACAAGUAACUGAUGCAGAUGGACCCGCAAUCAUAGGAAACAUAACAGCUCAAAAGCUAGGCCUGUUAAAAUUGAACUGGUCAGUGAAAUCUGACUCAAGCGAGUGUACACCAAACACACAGAGAAAACAACACCCAUACCCCAUUACUAAAGAAUAUCUACUAAAGGAAUAUACAGAUGUUUUCACAGGUAUUGGAUGCUUUCCUGGUCCAGAGUAUCACAUUGAACUCGACCCUGAUUAUUAA